AUUAACAAAGUGGUUGAGCAAUUCUAAGGAAGUGAUGAGAUCAAUACCAGCUGAGUACUGGGCAAAAUCAUUGCAUGAGGUAAACCUUGACCAAGAGGAUUUACCAUUUGAACGAACACUGGGCGUCCUUUGGGAUGUGGAAAGAGACUGCUUCACAUUUGACGUCAAGGCAGUGGACAAACCUACAACAAAGAGAGGAGUAUUGAGCACUACCAGUUCCAUCUAUGAUCCUUUAGGAUUUGCAAGCCCAUUCGUGCUCAAAGCAAAAGCAAUCUUUCAAGAGUUGUGCCGCAUGAAAGUUGACUGGGAUGAGGAGUUACCUGUGGACAUGGUUGCACAGUGGCGCAGAUGGUUAAAUGACCUGCCUCUAUUGUCAGCACUGACAAUUCCAAGAUGUCUUAGGCCAACACCCACUAGUUGUUUGUUAGUUGCCCAACUCCAUCACUUUUCCGAUGCUUCAGAACUGGCUUACGGUGCUAUUUCAUACAUCAGGAUUGGCGACACUUGCAGGCUCGUGAUGUCGAAGGCAAGACUUGCUCCCAUCAAGCCAGUUAGUAUACCACGGCUGGAGCUACUAGCAGCGGUAGUUGCUACAGAGCUGGAUCAGCAUAUCAAGGGGCACUUGGAGAUUCCAAUUGAAAGGACUUUCUUUUGGACAGACAGUACUAUCGUACUUCAGUACAUUAACAACAAGCUUUGUCGUUUCAAGACUUUCGUUGCUAACCGUAUUUCAAAAAUACAUGAGCGUUCAGAACCAUGCCAGUGGAGACACAUUGACUCUGCUUUGAACCCUGCGGAUGAUGUUUCUCGAGGAAUGAACAUGGGAGAGUUUAUGUCGAAUGAACAAUGGGUAUCUGGUCCACAUUUUCUACGACUUGGGGAGGAACAUUGGCCCGCUCAACCUAUCAUAAAUGAUUUGCCAGAAGAAGCAGAGAUCAAAAGAAUCAAAGAGGUCUAUGCAGCUAGCGUAAAACCAAACCAAGUGAUGGAAAAUGCAGUGGACAGACUGCUGGAGCGAUACUCCAGUUGGCAUCGAUUGAAAAGGGCUACUGCUAUCUUGUUGCGUGUCAAGGCUUUGUUACGCAAAAGGGCAAGUGGGAAUCUUUCUGACCCCAUCACUGUUUCUGAGCUUCAACAUGCAGAAUUAGCCAUUCUCAAGUACAUACAAACUGCAUCUUUUGGAUCUUCUCAAGUCAAAACCAGUUCACUUCUCAAGCUUAAAUCCUUUGAGGAUGAAAAUGACAAACUCCUUCGUGUGGGAGGCAGACUAACAAAUGCCCCAAUUCCCUUUGAGGCAAAACAUCCAGUGAUCCUACCUAACAAUCAUCACGUCACCCAACUGAUUAUCAGUCACUACCAUCUCCGUUUGGGUCAUGCGGGUCCAGAAAGAGUACUUUCGGAAAUUCGUCAACGUUUCUGGAUACUAAAGGGACGUGCUGUCAUUAACCGUACUCUCAAGUCAUGUAUACAGUGUCGAAAGUUAAGAGCUAGACCACAAGUCCAACAAAUGGCAGACUUGCCUAACUCUAGAGUGACACCAGGGGAGCCUCCAUUCACUCGUGUGGGCAUAGACUAUUUUGGGCCAUUCUUGGUAAAGAAGGCACGGAGUGAGCUCAAGAGGUAUGGAUGUUUGUUUACAUGUCUCACUACAAGAGCUAUUCACUUGGAGGUUGCACACACCCUCAAUACUGAUUCCUUCAUCAACGCCUUACAGCGAUUUAUCGCUAGGAGAGGCCCAGCCACGGAAAUCCGAUCGGAUAACGGGACUAAUUUUGUUGGAGGAUUACAAGAGUUGCGGAAAGCCAUCAGUGAAUGGAAUCAACAAAAGAUUUCUGAUUACCUGCUGCAGAACAAUGUAAAAUGGAUCUUUAAUCCACCUGCCGCCUCUCACAUGGGUGGUGUUUGGGAGCGACAAAUUCGCACCGUUCGUUCCAUUCUAAACUCUGUUCUAUCGCAGCAGGCACCAGAUGACGAGGGUUUGACAACAUUGUUUUGCUGCGUUGAGUCUAUUGUCAAUGGUCGACCAAUCACGAAACUCUCAGAUGACCCAUCAGAUCCUCUACCACUCACACCAAAUCAUCUGUUGUUACUCCGUUCUGGUCCAAUUCUACCUCCGGGAGCCUUCGUAAAACAGGACAUUUACAGACGCAGAUGGCGCCAGGUGCAAUAUCUGGCAGAUGUCUUCUGGUGCAGAUGGCUCAAGGAGUAUUUACCUGCACUGCAACAACGUCAAAAAUGGCUACAACCAAAGCAGAAUCUUCAAAUCGGAGAUCUUGUGCUUAUUCUGCAUGAAAGGACACCACGCAAUCAUUGGCCGCUAGGUCUGAUUACUCAAGUCUAUCCAGGUUCAGAUGGACUUGUGCGUACUGUGGAAGUGAAAACACAGGCAGGGGUUUUCAUCCGUCCUGCUGACAAAAUAUGCCUCUUAGAAGCCAGUCUUCUUAGUUGACUCUUUUCAGUUGAAUUGGUUUAUUUGAAACAUCACCCGUCCUAUGUUUGAAUGACCUGUUUGGGUCAUUGGGGUCGGGAUGUUGGGUGCUGUCCCUUUAAGGUCGCUGAUUCUGUGGGCUCUGGUGACUGCAUGGGGGGAGGAGCUACGGGGUGAAAACGCUAAGAGAGAAAGUCAUGUUGUUUUAAUAUUGAAGUUUACAAUUCCGGUUUGAAGCUAUAACUUAAAACUACAUAUUCCCAGUGUGUUUGACCACAAACAUACACACACAAACAUACACACACAUACAUACACGCACGUAAAUGCGCACGAAUACUUUCAACUAAAUUAAACUACAACAACAAAGACCAAAUGUGUACAUUGUGAGUUCUGCACGAGAGGAAUAAAGGACAAAAACAAAAUCUCAAGUUAAUGUUAUCAUUUUGUGGGUAACACAAUGUUUAUCUUAAAACAGG
This is a messenger RNA of Triplophysa dalaica, 2904 nucleotides long. RefSeq lists its product as uncharacterized. Bases 35 to 2449 code for a protein of 804 amino acids. The record is from RefSeq and is a predicted model, not a curated record. NCBI's taxonomy places the organism in Eukaryota, Metazoa, Chordata, Actinopteri, Cypriniformes, Nemacheilidae. The transcript is spliced from 2 exons. Gene Ontology annotation, molecular function: nucleic acid binding. Gene Ontology annotation, biological process: DNA integration.